UUAGCAUGCAGCGUAAAUGAAAUGUUUUUCUUUGUUUCCACAACUUGUCUUCAACAGCAGUGAAAAUAUGGUUCAUAUACGACUUGUGUUACUGGUGGAAGUCUCAAAAGAAAAAUGCACAACGUCGACAAAUUAUUAAUAGCUUGCUUCGUGUUCCUUACAGAAGGAGUCCUGCGUUGCUGUUCACAAGAGAGAAACCUAACAAACCAUCUUCUGAACACUACUCGUUACAACAAGAGGUUCCGACCAGUUCUACACGACAAUCACACCUUGGGAAUCAGGCACAGCUUGAUUCUUUACCGGAUUGUUAAAGUAGAUGAAAAACAUCUUAAAAUUGACCUAGAUGUAAGGAUUAAAAUGCAAUGGAAAGAUCAGAACUUAAGAUGGAAUACUUCGGAUUAUGGCGCCAUAAGGCAACUGAACUUUGAUGGAAGUGAAAUCUGGACACCUCAAAUAAUUUUGUACAACAAUGCGGACUUCGACGACUCGGACAUAGGCUCCUUUAAAGCUACCGUGACGUAUGAUGGUAAUGUCACCUGGGUCGUUCCCAUGGUGACAAUGAGCUCUUGCCAAAUAAACGUGCAAAAUUUUCCCUUGGAUGAACAGAUGUGUAAAUUGACGUUCGGAUCUUGGAACUUCGACACCACUAAGCUCAACAUAUACCCAGGUAGUGACACCAUAUUCACUCAACAUUAUCUUCCCAAUGGAGAAUGGCAACUGAUCAGCGCUCGCUCUGAACGAAGCCUUAUGUCACACUUCUGCUGCAAGGCCAUGGUGUCACGAGUGUCGUAUGUUUUACACAUCAGAAGGCUAUCCCAGUUUUACGUCACCAAUUUCAUUGUGCCUUGCGCACUUAUCUCAGUGCUGACACUUCUGGUGUUUAUGAUGCCUGAAGACACUGGUGAGCGGAUGGCAGUCGGAGUUACAAUACUCCUCUCACUAGCUGUGUUUUUCUUGAUGGUGGAGGAGAAGAUGCCAGUUUCGGAGAACGUUCCAUUGAUUGGUAAAUACUACUGCUGUACAAUUAUCGAAGUAUCGCUGGCCCUUGCUGCCAUGUGCCAUGUGUUGCGGUUUGUUCAUCACCAGGCCCACGCAUUACCAGAUUGGAUAAAGAAAUAUAUAUUAGGAUUCCUGGCACGAGUCGUAUUCUACAGAACCGAACAAGUUAAAGCUAAGAACGAGCAGACACCACACAUUAGAACACAAACCGACCCAAAGGAUUUGCGAACAUCCCGAGGGAGUGAAGCAAGUGAAACGGCAGUGCGCGUAACAGUAAAUAAAUGGAGAAAACCCUUACAAGAAAAGAAACCCGAACCUCCUGCAGCCGAGUCCCGCGCGGUCAAAAUCCUGGCCGAUAGUGUAAAAGAGCAGGAAAAGACAGACGAACUACAAGAUGAGUGGGUCCUGGCGGCCAAUGUGCUCAACAGAUUCUUUAUGUGGUUGUUUUUAGCCUCUGUUGUCAUAACUCUCAUUGCUGUGUUCUCAGUAGACACACGUUUUGAAAACUAAGCCCUAGGUAUAAACUGAACAUUCAUUUGAAGUAACAGUCUAUUUAAAUAACCAAAAAAAAAAAUUUCUUUUUCAGUGCAAUUUUCAUUUCCCUUUAAAGAAAAGUGAUUACUCUUUAACAACGAUGGAGAUUUCUAAUAUAGCCUUUUGAGAGGGAUACCGGCCGAAAAAAAAGAGUAAUGAUACCAAAUUCUCAUCAAGUGAAAAUUAGGUUUUAGUUUUACAAGAUUUUAUGGAAGAAUGUUCAACAAAGCAACGGAUUUAAUUAUGACAUAAAGUUAUCCAAGGAUAAAAGGGGUAUAGAAUGGACUUCAAUAUGUAAAAGGGUUACGACAGGUAAUACCGUUAUUCUUACAUAUUUCAAUUUAACCCCUUCACACCCAAACAUCAGUAUGCAUAUUCUCCAUACUGGUAUCAAACGUUUCCUGCGGUGCUGACAAGGAAAAUUCAAUUAACAAUCACGAGCUACUUUAGAUAGUAAUAAUUUCCCUUAGCAUCGUUUCUUUAAUGUGUGAUUCAGGGUGAUAUUGUAAGGAGAAAUUAGAUGCCAGUCACUCUAAAAGCUCAAAGGGUAAAGGUUCUCUCUAAACCACUGAAACCUUGACAUGUUAUUUGUAGCACUGAAAACGAAACUCUUCUAUUGUCUACGGACUCUGUCUGCAAUAAAUAAACUCAGUAAAAUUAUAAAUAAGAACAAAUUAAUGAAUCUUAAAUAUGCCUACGACAUUGGGUUCCUUUUCCUGUUUGUAAUUGAACAAAGUGCCUGAUUUAUCUAACUUUUCAAAAAAGUAACCAGUGUCAAUUGCAGCUAAUUUCUUUAGCAUUCCCACAAAUAAAACCUUGAUGAAGCCUAGA
Stylophora pistillata is the source of this 2364-nucleotide messenger RNA. Its product is annotated as acetylcholine receptor subunit alpha. The record is from RefSeq and is a predicted model, not a curated record. Gene Ontology annotation, cellular component: postsynaptic membrane. Lineage: Eukaryota; Metazoa; Cnidaria; Anthozoa; Scleractinia; Pocilloporidae. Gene Ontology annotation, biological process: monoatomic ion transmembrane transport. Gene Ontology annotation, molecular function: transmembrane signaling receptor activity; acetylcholine-gated monoatomic cation-selective channel activity.